UUUUAAACUAUUUUAACGAAUUUAAAAGGAUUUGAAAAAGGACUGUCCUCACAGGUUUGGAGACUAAACUCACAUCCGUUCUGUUUAUUCUGCUGUUUCCUGCGAAAGACGCGAAACAGGCUUAUCUCAACUGGUUCUUGUCGUCUGUUCAUGGUUUGGAAACUAUGCAACUGACUUCUCUGCCGUUCUUGUCAAGAUCUUCACGAAAGGACGCACACCAGGGUGAUACCACCUGAUUCCUGUGUUUUGUUCGUCCAUGGUAGGAUUGAAUGUCCACUAUUAACUCUGGAUUGCGAGCGGAAAAUGUAAAUGUUAUCCCUUUUGUUUUUCUUGAUGUGUUUGACUCUCCCUGCUGAUCAUCGUCAAUAUCAAUCAGAUUUUCUCUGUCUGCCUGCAUACUCAGACCAUUGUUUUAUCUUCGAUAUGGCUUUAUACUAUUCAUCAUCCGACUUGCUACGUUUAAAAUCCUCGUACCGCCUGCCAGUCGGAGUUUAUAAUCAAUGUGCUGCCCUGGGAAUUACGCGUCGACCACGGUAUGUGCAUCGUGGAUCACGUCGCUGUUAUAGCAGUUUUCAGAUGGCUUCUUCUGACAGUCAUGUUCCAGUCAUCUGGUCUUCUCGUCGUCAUCAACUGAAUGAUCUAAAUGAUGUAAAACGCGGUGUUAAUGUAAACAAUCUUAGCGUGUUAAAAUACACUGCCAGUGUCCCGUUGGAAAAGACUGAAAUCACCUCCAUAAAAAUGGGUCUCUUAAAUGCACGAUCUAUAUCUAACAAGGCCUUUAUUUUGAAUGAUUUUAUGAUGUCAUGUUCGCUUGACUUUUUCUUUAUUACUGAGACUUGGUUGAAUCCUGGUGAUCAGAUGGCUUUGGGUGAGUUGACACCACCAGGCUGUGACUCUUUGAACUCUCCUCGGACCGCAGGACGAGGAGGUGGGGUUGCCACUGUUUUCCGUAACACUUUUAAAUGCAGACUACUAUCCACACAAAUCUAUUCGAGUUUCGAGGUACAGCUACUAAAGAUUGAUACUCUGGAUUCUUUUUUCUGUGCUUUGGUAUAUAGACCGCCCAAAUGGAAUAAGGAUUUCAUUCAGCAAUUUUCUGAUUUUCUCUCUGGUUUGAUGUCUCGCUGUGAUAAACUUUUGGUCCUUGGGGAUUUUAAUGUCCAUUUAUGCUGCCCAUCAAUGCCAUUGGUUAAUGAAUUUCUUUCUCUUAUUGAGACUUUUAAUUUAACACAACAUGUUUUUGGUUCUACUCAUAUGAAAGGUCACACAUUAGAUCUUGUGUUAUCAUUUGGUAUUUCAGUAUCAAAUCUGGAGGUUUCAGAUGUAGGUAUUUCUGACCAUUAUUCAGUGGUAUUCGAUGCUGUUUGUUCUUAUAUCUAUCCAAUCUCUUCUCAGCCUUUACAUUAUGCUAGGUCCAUCAAUUCUACAACUGCAAACCUUUUUUCAGAAUUUUAUUUAUCUCAUGUUACAGACAAACUUUUGCUUUAGAUUGUGUUGCCCCUCUUAAACUAAAGAAACACAAGGGAAUCUCUCAACCUUGGCUAAAUAAUGUAACACGCACUUUUAGAAAAGAAUGUAGAAAAGCUGAACGCAAGUGGAAGAGAGAUAAACUUCAAAUUUCAUCUGAAAUGUUAAAAAAUUCUUUGGCUAACUAUCAGAAAGUAGUAAAGGAGGAAAAAAUGAAAUUUUUCUCUAAGGUAAUUUCAGAUAAUGCAAACCGGCCAAAAGUACUGUUUAACACAAUUGAUUCCAUUUUAAACCCCCCAAGGAAUGUCAUGAGAGAUGCCACACAAGAAACUUGUGAAGAAUUUUUAUUGUUUUUUACUCAAAAAAUUGAGAAGAUCAGAAGUGAAAUUGUACCUUUACAAUCCUGUUCAUCAAUUAAUCCUGCGCUGUCUAAUAUUUUUUCAAACUUUGAACCGGUUUCCUCAGCGCAGUUAGCAGAUAUUGUCUGUAAAAUGAACGGAGGUAGUUGCAGACUGGAUGUUCUACCUACUCAUCUUUUUAAAGAUGUUUUCUCUACUGUGAGUUCUAGCCUAACAGCUAUAAUUAACAGCUCUUUGAUGAGUGGAGUAGUACCUAAAAGUUUCAAACAUGCAAUUCUUCAUCCCUUGUUAAAAAAACCUAAUUUGGAUCAUACAGUCCAUAACAACUUUAGGCCAAUUUCUAAAUUGCCUUUUAUUUCCAAGAUUUUAGAGAAAGUGGUCUAUUCGCAGCUAUAUUCAUAUCUGAAUACUUAUGAUAUUUUAGAUACAUUCCAGUCGGGCUUUAGGACCUGUCAUAGCACAGAAUCUGCACUGCUCAAGGUCACUAAUGAUAUUUUAUUAUCGUUGGACUCCGGAUCACAUGUUGUUCUGGUUUUAUUGGAUCUGAGUGCUGCCUUCGAUACGAUAGACCAUGAAAUUCUUCUCAAUCGGCUGGAGUGUUGGGUUGGUGUCCAGGGUAUAGCACUACAGUGGUUUGCAUCAUAUUUAAGAGACAGGACAGUUGCUGUGAAUUUGGGAGACUUCUCUUCCACAUUGGCCCCUUUAGUUUGUGGUGUCCCUCAGGGGUCGAUUUUGGGACCGUUGCUGUUUUCUCUUUACAUGCUUCCUCUAAGCGCUAUUUUUCGGAAGUAUAGUAUUUCAUAUCACUGUUAUGCAGACGAUCUCCAGUUUUACCUUCCUGUGAGCUUAGAUAAAACCUGUUCACUGAACAAAGCACAGGAAUGUUACAGUGACAUUAAACUCUGGCUAUCUAGCAACUUUCUCCAAUUAAAUGAGAGUAAAACUGAGGUUUUGAUUGUAGGCUCUCCCGUCUCACCUGCCUUUCCUGAUCAUUUAGGAUCCUUAUCCCUAAAGACUGCGAAUCAUGUAAAGAGUUUAGGGGUUAUUAUGGACUCAUCACUUAACUUUAAGAAACAGAUUGGUGCCGUUGUUAAAGGUAGCUUUUUUAACCUGAGAUCAAUUGCUAAAGUAAAGCAUUUUUUAUCCAGUAAGGAUUUGGAAAUUGUGGUUCACUCCUUUAUCACAUCUAAGCUUGACUAUUGUAAUUCUCUAUAUAUUGGUCUUCCCCAGACUUUGCUUGCCCGCUUGCAGUUAGUGCAGAAUGCAGCAGCAAGGCUGUUAAUGGGGGUGAGAAAGAGAGACCAUAUUACUCCUGUACUACAAUCCUUACAUUGGCUUCCGGUCAAAUUCAGGAUUGAUUUUAAAAUUCUCUUGUUUGUCUACAAGGCGCUGUCAGGCCUUGCACCCCAGUACAUCAGUGAUCUUAUUGUUCCUUACUCUCCUUCUAGAGUCCUUAGGUCUACCGAUCAACGGCUUUUAAAGGUCCCUCGUUGUAGUCUAAAAUCAAAAGGAGAUCGAGCUUUUUCUGUAGUAGGUCCCAAACUCUGGAAUAGUCUCCCAUUCCAUGUGAGGUCAGCUCCAUCGGUAACAACUUUUAAGUCCUAUUUAAAAACGUAUUUGUUUUCUUUAGCUUUUGAAUAAGUAUGUUUAUUUUAUUGUAUGAUUUUAAUUUAUUAAUUUUGUAAAGCACUUUGGGGCAGCGUCUGUUGUUUAAAAAUGUGCUAUAUAAAUAAAGUUGCUUGCUUGCUUGCUUGCUAGUGACUUGAUUGGUUUUGGCCAGCUAUAUUAAUAAACCAUAACCACCCUACCCACUAUACAACCCAACCCCCUCAAAAAUGGAAAACAGAAUGGAUUCAGAAUUUAUUUUUAUUAAAAUUAAACCAAAACACUUAAAGCAUUAAAUAUAUAAAUAAAUAUAUAAAUAAAACUAUAGGAACUGUACAGGGGGAAAAAGUACUUUUAUAAAAUUUAACCAAACACAAGCAAUAUUAUAACAGUUAGAGAAAAUAAAACUAAAUAAAUCUAACCUAAUAAGUAUACAAAGAAUAAUAUAAAAUAGAAGAGAAUAAGUGAAAAUGUGCAGUUUGUGGUGCAGUUAUUAAAAUUGCAAAACCAGUGUGGUUUAGUUAAAGUUGAAGAAAGGAAGGUCCAUCAUGUCCAUUUCCAUCAGCCUUAACACGCUGAUGAUGCAAAAUAGUGUAGCGCAUGUCUGCCUCCAAUCUGCGCUGAGGAUGUGAGAUGGAGACCUCACAAUCAACGCUGGCCUUCCAUCAACAAUGGCAUCCUCCUCGUCAGACAUCAGGUCUACUGUUGCAGUCUGCCAAAGCUCCAUCUCUGCAUCGGUUUGAACAACCUUGGACCUGGAAUCCAGCAACUGCAAAACACACAAUGUGUUAACCACUAAAAACACAGAGAAAUGUAUCAAAAUCAGGGCCGGCCCGCGGUAUAGGCAAAUGCUAAGGGCGCCAGUCAUCCAUAGGGGCGCCAG
Carassius auratus (goldfish) is the source of this 4314-nucleotide messenger RNA. RefSeq lists its product as uncharacterized. Gene Ontology annotation, molecular function: catalytic activity. The record is from RefSeq and is a predicted model, not a curated record. The transcript has 2 exons. The coding region runs from base 310 to 1488 and encodes 392 amino acids. Lineage: Eukaryota; Metazoa; Chordata; Actinopteri; Cypriniformes; Cyprinidae.